Messenger RNA from Drosophila novamexicana, 1470 nucleotides. It is a transcript of the gene parvin, whose product is annotated as beta-parvin. Gene Ontology annotation, molecular function: actin binding. Bases 69 to 1172 code for a protein of 367 amino acids. Gene Ontology annotation, biological process: cell projection assembly; establishment or maintenance of cell polarity; substrate adhesion-dependent cell spreading. Lineage: Eukaryota; Metazoa; Arthropoda; Insecta; Diptera; Drosophilidae. The transcript has 5 exons. Gene Ontology annotation, cellular component: focal adhesion; actin cytoskeleton; cytoplasm. The record is from RefSeq and is a predicted model, not a curated record.
UCUUGCAGCUCCAAUACUGCGUUCGCGUUUUGUUUUAUUCGUUUUAUUUUGUUUGCCAGUGCACAGAUAUGUCGACAUUAAAUCGCCCCAAAUCCCCGCACACGCCCACGGCCAUUAAGAAGGGCGAAAAGGAAGAUAGCUUCUGGGACAAAUUCAGUACACUUGGCCGCAAACGCGGCACUCGUGAAGUUAAGAAAAUCCAAGAAGAAGGCAAAUAUGCAAUCGACUCGCCCGGCUCACCCAAUCAGUUUGACAUCCCGCCCGAGGAUUACGCGCUGCGUGAGCAUGAACAACGCGCCGUUAUUGAUCCGCAAUCGAACAACGAUCCGGAGAUGUUGAAGCUGCAAAAGAUUCUCAUCGAUUGGAUCAACGAUGAGCUUGCCGAGCAGCGCAUCAUUGUCCAGCAGCUGGAAGAGGACAUGUACGAUGGCCAGGUGCUGCACAAGCUCUGGGAGAAGUUGACCGGCAAAAAGCUGGACGUGCCCGAGGUGACACAGUCCGAGCAGGGUCAGCACGAGAAACUCAGCAUUGUGCUGAAAGCGGUCAACCAUACACUUGGCUUCCAUCAGAAGAUACCCAAAUGGUCGGUGGCCAGCGUCCACUCGAAGAACAUUGUGGCCAUAUUGCAUUUAUUGGUCGCUCUGGUGCGUCAUUUUCGGGCGCCAGUGCGUCUGCCGGAGAAUGUCUUUGUCACGGUGGUCAUUGCCGAGAAGAAUGCGGGCGUCCUGAAUGCACAAAAAUUCCAGGAGCAAAUCACGUCCGAGUACGAUGAUCUGGGCAUGCGUUGCGAGAAGGAUGCCUUCGAUACGCUAAUUGAUUGUGCGCCCGACAAGCUGGCCGUGGUUAAGAAGUCCCUGAUCACGUUCGUCAACAAGCACUUGGCCAAACUGAACUUUGAGAUCAACGAUCUGAACACAGAUUUCCGGGAUGGGGUCUAUCUGUGCCUGCUGAUGGGACUGCUGGGCGGCUUCUUUGUGCCGCUGCAUGAGUUCCAUUUGACGCCGCAGGAUGUCGAUCAGAUGGUCAACAAUGUGGCGUUCGCCUUCGACCUGAUGCAGGAUGUCGGCCUGCCCAAGCCAAAGGCACGCCCCGAAGACAUCGUUAACAUGGAUCUGAAGUCCACGCUGCGUGUUCUCUACAGCCUGUUCACCAUGUUCCGAGAAUAUGCCUGAGCUAAAUGUCAUUUCUCUAUGUCUAAUCAAUUAUUUUUCUAUUUUUUUAGUUUUUUUUUUUUUCGUUAUAAAUUAAUAAUUUAUGCAUGCUUAAAUCGUAAAUCGGAAAUGAAAUUGAAUUCGAAAAUGUCCUAACUGUAUUCAAGUGUUCUAACUGUUUAUAUAUAUGUAUUAUAUAUGCAUGUGUGUGCGUGUGUGUGCAUCUAAUCCCGUUGUAAGCUGUUGGCCGCGGCAACGAAAAGCUAACCCGCCCGAUUGUUAAGUUGCUUUAGUUGUUACUAAAUGAAUUUAUAUACAU